Molecule: messenger RNA, 5959 nt
Organism: Ceutorhynchus assimilis (cabbage seed weevil)
Lineage: Eukaryota; Metazoa; Arthropoda; Insecta; Coleoptera; Curculionidae
Source: the annotation of a GenBank genome assembly
UGUUCUUAUUCCAGAAAGUAUUAAAUCCUCAGUGGGCAACAAAGUGAAGAUUCUCUUCAAAAAUGUGGUGCGCCUUGAAACCAAAGGAGACAAGACUGAAAAUAGGGUGCUGGUGUUUUCGCCAUGCAGAAUUCUACUGCUCACAGCAAAGGUGCCAACAAAGGUUGACUGUCAUUUCCAUUAUUUGGAAAUACAAGCGUUGGAGAGUAAAAGAGGCAACCAUCUGAGCCUCACGAUAAACGAUAAAGUCUACUCGUUUUUGACUGGCGAAGAUUCAAGUUGCAGCACUGAAGUGGACAAUAUGAUUGGAGCUUUGAAUAAUGCCAUUAGGAAUAUUUUUCCUACUGUACCUCUACAGCAUAUUAUUAAAAAGAUCGAAGUAAUUCCGAGCACAAGGCUUCAACAAUUGAGAGACUUGGAAGCGAUAGCCAGCAGCCGAAGGGAAAUAGGCCCGUGUGGUGGCUUUUCCACCCAGUACGCUUGCUACUGCGACUUUCACAGUAUGACUUAUCGGGAAGAGGUAGCUUGGGACGUGGACAAUAUUUAUUUUUCUCUAAACACAAGGGAAUUGAACUUAAAGGAUUUUGAGUAUUUAGAUCAAAAAGAUCUUAUUCCAAUAAUAAACGCCUUGGAGCACAAUACCUGGUUUACGAAAUUGAGGGCCAAUCAAAUUAGAUUAUCACACGAUAAUUUGGAUAAAAUAUUACACGUUUUACGUAAAUCUUUGAACCUAGAAGAGCUUUAUUUGGACAACUUGGCCCUCAAAGCAGAUUUCGUCAAUAAACUCUCUAAUACUUUGAAAUUGAACCCGGUUUCCGCAUUGCACACAAUAGAUCUGAGCCAUAAUCCUAUAGAGGAUAAAGGUGCUUCGUAUUUGAGUCAAUGCGUCAACAGGUUAAGUAAAGGAGUGGCUCAUAUAAAUUUGUCUCAUUGUGGAUUGAGUUCAAAGGGUAUUAAUAAUUUGGCGAAUGCUUUGUAUUCGAAUGUGACUAAUGCUAAUACUUUGACCUACCUCAAUUUGAGUGGAAAUAGCCUUAAGGAUGAUAUUAGUAAUUUGCAAAAUUUCCUGUCUCAAUCAAACACUCUACAAUACAUUGAUAUUUCGUCGACAGACAUUAUACUCGAAAACCUUUUCGGGGCUCUAGUGAAAGGUUGCACCACCAACUUGGUGCACUUGAACGUGUCGCGGAACCCGUUCAGCAGUAAAAAGAACAAAGAGGCCCCGAUUUCUUUCAAGCAAUUCUUUAGCAGCACCCUUAAUCUUAAGUAUUUGAAUAUUUCGCAUUGUAAGUUGCCUCAGGAGGCUUUAAAGAAUUUAUUAUUGGGCCUAGCAUGUAACGAAUUUACCAAAGAAAUGAGUUUAGAUAUAAGCAAUAACGGAUUGGGUAGUCAUGGUGCUCACGUGCUGGAAUCUUGCGUUCACGGCGUAAGGUGUAUUUCUAGUCUUGACAUUUCGGAUAAUAGUAUGGAUUCGGAUUUGUGCAACGUAGUCUUAGCUAUAAGUAAAAAUAAGUCCUUGAAGCAUCUCAACAUGGGUAGGAGCAUGAAAAAACACAUGUCCCUGAUAAUGGACUCUGUCGUUCAAAUAAUACAAGACGACGAAUGUAUUUUGCAAAGUCUCAUCAUUCCAGAUUGUCGAUUAAGGGGCGAUUUGUUUAAUCUUUUGAACGCUCUAGGUGAUAAUAAGUCUUUGGAAUUAUUAGAUAUUAGUGGAAACCUUAUAGGAGACUCUGGUGCUAGAUUAUUGGCGAAAGCCUUACAGAUAAACAGCAAAUUAAAAACAAUCAUUUUGGAUAGGAAUAAUAUUAGUUUGCAAGGUUACCAUGAUUUGGCUUAUGCGUUGGAGAGCAAUAGGACAUUAACAUAUAUACCAUUCCCUAUUUUCGAUGUUGCUCCUUGCAUGAAAGCCUCAACAGAACGCACUGAUACAGUAAUGCGCAAAAUUCAAGAUUUGCUCAAUAGAAACGUGGCUUUCAAGCAACAAGCCACCAAACACACUUCGAUGCAACCAGGAUUUUUGCUCACCUCGAAACAGCAAGCGCUUGAAAGGCUGGUGACUCAAACGCAAGACGCCAUCAAAUCAUUGGGUACCGACUCGAUAGCGCCUCACAAUGACAUCAAUCACGCCAAUGAUGUUAUACAAGAUGCGGAAAAUUGCAAACAGUUGCUGAUAAGGCUGCAAGAGGUGGCUCAACAUCGGAAUGAUAAGCAUCCGGUUGAAGAGAAGCUACAGCAAGUUUCUGGUGAUAUUUAUAAUAGCGUUUGUGAUAGUAUACAGGUAAUGAUUGAGAAAAUGUUGAAGACUUGUAAGGAGCAAUGUCCUUAUGUAUUAAGGGACGACCACACUGUGCAAGAAAUCAAAAAAGAGUGCAAGAAAAAGAAGCAAAUUCCUUUGGAUUAUGUUACCAGUUGUGUAAGGCAUCAGGCUGGAAUGGAUAUAAUGAAUAGGUUACGUGAGUUAAACCUAAUGGUAGCCUCGCAACUAAGCGAACAAGUAACCGACGAAGUCUACGAGAUUUUGAUGCAAAGCUACAAGAUUUUGGUGGGUGACGAGAGCGCUAUCAGAAUCGAUUCGCCUCCGAGAAGAUCGAGGCUGAGCAGUUCCGGUAGUUCCAGGCACGGCGCCAGCGAUAUUUCCAUUACGGACAGUACUAGUCAUAUUAGUGAUCACUCUCCAAUGAUGUUGGAAUAUUUGAAUCUUGCAACUCCGCAUCUUUCAAUUAAAAGACGCAGCGUCCACAAUCGAAAACUACGUCCUAAAUCGGUAGUGGACAGUGUUGAAGGUCUAUCAGCCGACGAUAUACCAAGCUUAUUGCCUUCUAUGCCUCGUAACGGGGAAGAAGAAGAUGCCGUAACCGAACUGCCUAACACUAGUCAUCAUUUGCAACAUUUAGUAAAAGGAAUUUUCUUAAAUAAAGGACGUCCUCGUAGAGCCAAAACAAGAGCACCUACCAGGCCUGUUGUUAAACCUCCCGAUGUAACUGAUUCUGUAUCACAAGAUCUUGUCGAAGGCCUAGACACAUUUUUCCGUCCAGGGUCUGUGACGCCCACUUCGGACGAUUGCCACUCGUUUCAGCUGGACGGCAGUCCGAAUCACGAGUUCUCUUCGCCGGUGCUGAGCGAAGAUCGGAAAACUCCAAAGCUCAGCAGAAACUCGCCGCUUCUGAGAGGUCUGAUGACUCCGACGCCUCGGUCUCGGUCCAUAGAUAAUUUGGAAAAGUGUUCGCCGACGUUGCAUCGUAAAAAUACCGGAGAUUCGCCUCUUAGUAGAAGAUUAACUGGUGAUAGUUUAGUGAGUCAACAAAGUAGCGAAGGCAGUUUGGCGACUGAAUCAACUUUUGAUCAUUCUCCCAGCAGUACUCUGUCAAAAGGAGUGUCUCCGGAUAGCUUGAAAGAAGACUCAAUAUCUCAUCUGAAGCUCAAGCCUUCACCUGCAGUGUCGCAAAAACCUCGCCCCUGGUCGAUGGUAAAUUCAGAAGCCAAAUCCCAAGAUCUGAGUCUUCUGAGCGACGGCUCGUCGGCGAACAACUCGACCGGCAACACUCCGGAUUCGGCCGAGGCUCUGGACAGCUCCGAAUCGAGUUCGAUCGAUAGACGAUUAGCCAAGGAAGUCAAAUUGAAGAGGACAGGUAUUUUGCACAGUUAUUUCCCAGACCGAAGCGAUUUCAAGUUUUUGUCGCGUUACAAGGCGAUAACCAGCAAUAAAACGAUGACAGUGGAUCAAGCAUCGAGAAGUGCCAACUCUGAUCGUAGGGACAGUAACUUUAACUGUAGGACAAAGGAGGACGCGCACGUGAUUAGAUAGGAUUUUGGAUUGUCCAGUUGAAGUUAUCUGGAUUUGGAUUAUAACUAAGGAACUUGUGGAACAAGUGGGGCUGGGAAGGGGAAAAAUUGUUUUUUUUUUUGUAAUUUUUUAUUGUUUUUUUUUUCUCUCUGCCUAUUUUGUUUCUCAUUUUUCGUCUAAUUUAUUGUUUAUUCCAGGCUCUUGAGUUUUGAUUCUCUAAACGUAGAAGUUUACUUUAUGCCGUUUAUUUUUAAACUGAUAAAUGUCUACUUAUAGGUAACUACUAUCAACAUAAUAUAGAAAGUUUAAUCGCAUUCUUAUGAUUUGUUUGAGCCAUUUCAUGAAAAAUUGAUAUCAGAAAAGAGCACAUUAACGUAUGCAUAUGAAUAAGGCCUGUAUUAGCUCAGGGCAAUACAGCGUCUUCUUCUUUGCAAAUCAUCAGCAAAGAACCUCCUAUGCUCGUGGUAACAGAACGAAACCAAAUCUUCAAUGUUCACCAUGUAUUUCCUGAGGAUUCAAAUCAAGAAAAAGUAUAUUUGGAAGCAGUAGAACCUCAGCAUUGCAUCGCAUCAAACUGAGGUACAAUGGUACUGUUUUUGCUUACGGCCAAACUGGUACUGGAAAAACGUAUACCAUGGGAUCUGAAUCACAAAUACUAAAAUAAAUUAAUAAAGAAGGAAUCAUUCCCAGAUCCCCCAAAUAACUAUUCACUGAAAACAACGACAAUGAAGAAAUCCAAGUUAGGGUGACUUUUUGUGAAAUUUACAAUGAAAAAGUCUCCGAUCAACAAAAUACCUUUACCAAUUUCAGGUUUCACUGCACCCAAUUUAAUUAAGAAAUGUGCGUCAUAAAUGUAACAGAAGCCAGCAAUUUGCUGGAAAGAGGCAACAAAAACAGGCAUGCUGGUCAAACUAAACAAAACUCGAACAGCUCAAGAUCACACGCCAUAUUUACAUUGGAAUAUGAAAACAAAAUUCAAAAUACAACAGCAAAAUUGAAUCUAGUAGAUCUGGCUGGUUCUGAGAGUGCCAAAAGAAUGGUACCAAAGGAAAGACCUUCCAAAUAGGCAUAAACCAUGAACAUCAACAAAGGGUUGCUUACUUGUUGAGUCUUUAAACCCUGAAAAUUACAUAUUUUAAUUCCUUACUGGAAUGUAUACCGUGAGCUAAGUUAUGACAAUUCUGUAAUUCCAAAUUCAUGUCGAAAAUCAAUAAUUAUUGGAAAAUUGCAUUUGGGUUAGAUUGAGUAAGUCUGCAAUAAAAUGCUAACUUACGAGGACUAGAUGGCACCAGGCGGACGGGUUAGUUUGGGUCAGUUUGAGUAAGUAUGCAUCACAUCAAGGAAUCGUAAAAACUUCAAGGAGAACCUCCCGGGACAGUUUAUUAGCUUGCAGUGAAGAGCGCGAUAUUCAGAACUGCAUGGAAGCAUGUCAGUCCUGUCAAAAAAUCCAGAGCAUCCUUACCAAAUGAGACCUACAUGAUUGAGAACCUCCCAUGUUUCAUUGGAUUUAUUCUGAUUCAGUAAAGGAAGAAAACAUUUUAUAAUUAUAUCUAUAGACCUUCGGAAUGGCCAAUAGUUACUCAGUACAAUAACACGCAGAUGAUAAAUGAUCUGUAAUGUAUUUUUUUUGCUUCAUACUGGCUGCUUUUCCCAUGUCGGCCUUCUUUGUCAUUUCUUUGAAUGCCGGUUUAUUCACCUUCUGAUAAAUUGACAGAUGAAAACGCAAUUUGUAAUCCCAUUGGUCAACCAGUUAUCCGCCGACCAAUAGAAUUAUAGAACAAUAAAUUUAUCUUGCAAAUAGUUACCAGCAACUUUAUCUGAAGAUAAAUAAAACGGGCCUUAAAAGAAAAAUGUUCGUUUCAGAAUUUUAUUCUGCCCAUCUGCCCAUUUCAAACGAGUCUGAAAACAUUUAACCGUUGUUCGGUAGAUUUCUUCAGAUUCUAUGAUCCGGCUUUGAGGCUUAAGGAUUCCGGAUAAUACUUUUACCUGUCACGAAACGCGUCACGCAGCAACACUGCUGGUAACGCGUUGAGUGUCGGGUGAAAGUAUUAUGUAAUCCUGAAACAUCGAGUGGUAUCCAAAAGGUUAUACAACGAACUAAACUUUAAUACGCUAUACAUUGUUCCCAUAUGACACGAGAGGCUUAACAAGUGAUAAGCUUUUCGAGAUUAUCGC